Emys orbicularis (European pond turtle) is the source of this 2640-nucleotide messenger RNA. RefSeq names its product trafficking kinesin protein 1 (gene TRAK1). Gene Ontology annotation, molecular function: GABA receptor binding; myosin binding. The coding region runs from base 1 to 2640 and encodes 879 amino acids. The transcript is spliced from 15 exons. Gene Ontology annotation, biological process: vesicle transport along microtubule; neurogenesis; protein targeting. Lineage: Eukaryota; Metazoa; Chordata; Testudines; Emydidae. Gene Ontology annotation, cellular component: cytoplasmic vesicle; mitochondrion; dendrite. The record is from RefSeq and is a predicted model, not a curated record.
AUGCAGAAAUUUAUUGAAGCGGAUUACUAUGAACUAGACUGGUAUUAUGAAGACUGCACGGAUGUUUUAUGUGCUGAAAGAGUGGGCCAGAUGACUAAAACAUACAAUGACAUAGAUGCUGUUACACGACUUCUAGAAGAGAAAGAGCGGGAUUUAGAAUUAGCUGCUCGAAUUGGCCAGUCAUUGUUAAAGAAGAAUAAAUCACUAACCGAGAGAAAUGAAUUCCUUGAGGAGCAAGUAGAGCAUAUCAGGGAAGAGGUUUCUCAGUUGCGCCAUGAACUGUCCAUGAAGGAUGAGCUGCUUCAGUUUUAUACCAGUGCUGCUGAAGAAAGUGAGCCAGAGUCCAUCUGCUCAACACCGUUGAAGAGGAAUGAGUCUUCCUCCUCCAUCCAGAACUAUUUUCACUUGGAUUCUCUUCAAAAGAAACUUAAGGACCUUGAAGAGGAGAAUGUUGUGCUUAGAUCAGAGGCCUGUCAGCUGAAGACUGAAACAAUUACUUACGAAGAGAAAGAACAGCAGCUUGUAAAUGACUGUGUGAAAGAGCUGAGGGAUGCAAACAUCCAGAUUUCCAGUAUCUCGGAGGAGUUAGCAAAGAAAACUGAAGAUGCUGCCCGGCAACAGGAAGAGAUCACCCAUCUUCUUUCUCAGAUAGUUGAUCUACAGAAAAAGGCAAAAUCUUGUGCAGUCGAAAAUGAAGAACUUGUCCAGCAUUUGGGAGCAGCUAAAGAUGCCCAGCGUCAGCUCACGGCAGAAUUGCGGGAGCUGGAAGACAAGUAUGCAGAGUGCAUGGAAAUGCUUCAUGAGGCGCAGGAGGAGCUGAAGAACCUUCGGAACAAGACGAUGCCAAAUGCCAUAUCACGUCGCUACCACUCGCUAGGCCUCUUCCCCAUGGACUCUUUGGCAGCAGAGAUAGAAGGAUCAAUGCGAAAAGAACUGCAGCUGGAUGAACCAGACUCUCCUGACGUAACUCACCAGAAGCGGGUCUUUGAGACUGUGAGAAACAUAAACCAGGUUGUCAAGCAGAGAUCCCUGACUCCAUCUCCAAUGAAUAUCCCAGGAUCUAACCAGUCUUCUGCAAUGAACUCAGUAAUUUCUAGCUGUACCAGCACUCCACGUUCCAGUUUCUAUGGGGGAGACAUCUCCAACAAUGUGAUAGACAACAAGACCAAUAGCAUCAUUCUAGAAACAGAAUCCUCUGACAUUGGAAAUGAAGACAAGAAUAAGAAGCCUGGAACUCCAGGGACACCUGGUUCUAGUGACUUGGAGACAGCUCUUCGAAGGCUGUCCCUUCGGCGAGAGAAUUACCUCUCAGAGCGGAGGUUUUUUGAAGAAGAGCAGGAGAGGAAGUUGCGGGAACUGGCGGAGAAGGGUGAACUCCAUAGUGGUUCCAUUACACCAACAGAGAGCAUCAUGUCAUUGGGAACUCACUCCAGGUUUUCAGAAUUCACUGGAUAUUCAGGAAUGUCCAUCAGCAGUCGCUCCUACCUGCCAGAGAAGCUUCAGAUUGUGAAGCCCCUUGAAGGUUCAGCCACUCUGCAUCAUUGGCAGCAGCUAGCUCAGCCCCACCUGGGGGGAAUCUUAGACCCAAGGCCUGGGGUUGUCACUAAGGGCUUCAGAACUCUGGAUCUCGACCUGGAUGAAGUGUAUUGCCUUAAUGAUUAUGAAGAAGAUGAGACAGGUGACAUUUCUUACAAGGGCCUAACUACCUCGACGCCAAUUCAGCACACAGAGACCUCAGUACAUCAUCCUGGGAAGUGCAUGUCACAAACCAACUCCACCUUCACCUUCACCACCUGCCGCAUUCUGCACCCUUCUGAUGAGCUCACACGAGUCACUCCAAGCCUUAAUGCAGCACCUACUCCAGCUUGUGGCAGCCUUGGCAAUUUGAAAGGCACCCCGGUCGCUACCCCAUGCACUCCUCGGCGUCUAAGCUUGGCAGAAUCCUUCACUAACCUUCGGGAAUCCACAACUACGAUGAGCACAUCCUUGGGCCUGGUGUGGCUGCUUAAAGAACGAGGGAUCUCAGCAGCAGUGUACAAUCCACACAGCUGGGACAGGGCCAGCAAGGGCACCAUCCUGAACCCGUAUGCUCCUAAAAUGGCGAUCAUUCCUUCCACUCCUCCCAACUCACCUAUGCAGACUCCCUCUUCUUCCCCACCUGCUUUUGAGUUCAAGUGCACCAGCCCUCCUUAUGACAACUUCCUUGCUUCCAAACCUGCCAGUUCCAUUUUGAAGGAGGUGAGAGAGAAAAAGAACAUCAGGAACAGUGAGAGUCAGACCGACGUGUCUGUCUCCAACCUUAACCUUGUGGACAAAGUAAAGCGGUUCGGGAUUGCCAAAGUAGUUAGCUCGGGGCAAACGCAAGCGCCUCCCUUAACUGAUGACGAGGGACCUCUUCUCUGUGGGGCACAAGGACCAGUAAGGGCCUUUGUUCCCCGAGGCUUGGCCCCAGAAGGCCUUCAGUUGGGCUGCCCUUCUGCAACAAGUGCCAUUGGUGGUAUUCAGCUGAACACUGGCAUUCGAAGGAAUCGGAGCUUCCCAACCAUGGUGGGUUCCAGCAUGCAGAUGAAGGGCCCUGCAACUCUCACUUCUGGCAUCCUAAUGGGAGCCAAGCUCCCUAAGCAAACUAGCUUACGAUGA